Molecule: messenger RNA, 7514 nt
Organism: Closterium sp. NIES-67
Lineage: Eukaryota; Viridiplantae; Streptophyta; Zygnematophyceae; Desmidiales; Closteriaceae
Source: the annotation of a GenBank genome assembly
UCGCGGUCUGCUCGCUAGCAUGUCCGCAUAGCACCCUAGACCGCGGCACAUGGUUUCGUUUGUGGGGGGCAUUUUAUCCCGCAGCAGGUCUCAAAUUAGGGGCGUUCAAUGUAGGUGAAGUCUACUAUCUUGGUGGAGGAGCGAUGCAUGACGCGCAGGUUGGACUCCUCUAGUUCUCCCAACCUGAUAGCUAGUCGCUCAAAUGUCGACCGCCACGAGGCGAGCGCGCCCCACGGUGGUGCGCCCAUGGGGCAGCGUAUCCGCGGACGCCAUCGUGCGCCAUCUCAAUGGGCCCGCGCACCCUUCCGCCGAUCCCAACGCCAUGCUCCCCUUCUGGCUCCCCAAGACCACUUCCGCCUCUGGCGCACCCGCCAGCGCCGCCACACUCGCGGAAGGCGGGCUGGCGGGCGAGGGGGCGGAGGCUGCUGCCAGGAGCAGCGCGGAGGGGGGACAUGGCGGGGAUAGUGGUGGUGCAGGCGGGGGGGGUGGUGAGGGGCUGGGGGAGCGGUUGAGCAUGGGGAGCUGGCUGGAGAGCGAGGACGUGCGCGUGGCAGCGACGGAGAACGGCGAGCUGAUCGCAGUGGCGCUGGGGAGAACGCUGGUCAUUGCGGACGGACAUGGCGCGCAAGAUGGCAGGCCAGUGGAGCCAGUGGGGGUGCGGCCGGCGUGUGACAGCGACGACGCCAUAACGGCGCUGGAGUGGCUCACCUUCUCUGCCUUCAACCACCGCACCACCGCCGCCCUCGCCUCGCCCUCCCGCCCGCCCGGUUCCUUCAUGUGUCUGGCGGUGGGCACGGCAGUGGGGUUCGUGCUCGUGUACUCCGAGACCGGCGUGCUGCUCGCCAAGCAGAUGGUGCACACGGAGGCAGUGGUGCGGCUGAGGGUGCGCGGCAUGGAGGCGGGCAUGGUGCGCAAUGAUGGGUCGCAGGAGCUAUGCGCCAUCACGCGGAAUGCCACAUGCGUCAUCAACUCCAUCCAGCUGCAGAGCGUUGUGCGGCAGCGGGUGAUCCAGCUGGAGGACUCGGUGGCGGCCAAUGUGUCGCGCGGCAUCGCAUCGGCACUCAGCUUCAUGGGCGCGGGCCGCAAGGGCGGCCGCGACGACGAUGGGGGCACCUCGUCGGGACUCGCGUUCAAGAAGUGGCGCACGGGCCGCGCCACCACGAAGUGGAGCGACGGCGCUGUUGCUGGCACCUUCCCCUCGCCGCUCUUCCAAGUGCAGUCCCCCAAGCAGUCCUACUGCAUCGUGGCGGUGGGCCUUGACCCCACUCUUGCUGCCUUCGCCGCCACAGAGCAGGGUGGGUGGGUGCAGCUCGCCACCAACGUGGCCAGCAACGUUCGCUCUCGUGCUGCCUCCGCUGCCUCCGCUCUCUCUCGCUCCCUCUCCCGCACCCGUCGCUCCACCUCUCGGAUUCCCGAAACCCCCUCCUCCUCAUCCUCCUCCUCCUCCUCCUCCUCCUCCUCCUCCUCCUCCUCCUCCUCCUCGUCCCACGCCCAGCCUCGCCCCCAGCAGUCUCAGCCGCACAGCGCGUCCACGCCGUCGUCCCCCACGGCGCGCACCUCCAUCUCACGCACCUCCUCCAACUUCUCCUCCCCCCGCUCCACCACCUCCACCACCUCCUCCUCCUCGUCCAGCAGCGGCGGCAGCAGUGGCAGCAGCAGCAGCAGCGGCAGUGGCGGCAGCGGGGGCAGCGGGGAGGAUUCGGAGGGGCGGGAGCGGGUGGUGCCGGGGGUGGCGCUGGAGGUGGGCAGCAGCAUGGGCGUGGUGGCGGCGCUCAAAGACCAUUCGCGCCACGCCACGCGCCUCGCUGUCGCGCCCAGGGGCACGCUCAUGGCCAUUGCCGACAACCUGGGGCGCGUCAUGGUGCUCGACUCCCAGAUAUUCGCCGUCGUGCGCAUGUGGAAGGGGUACCGCGAGGCGGAGCUGGCGUUUCUGGAGGUGCCGAUCGUGAGCGCGGGCAUGACGUCCAUGGGGGGCGCGUCGCCCAACGUGCACCUGCAGCUCGUGCUCAAGCCGCGCAACCUCUCCAUGUGCCUCGCCAUCUUUGCCCCGCGCAGAGAAGUCGUUGAGGUGUGGCAAAUGGUGGGUGGGCCGCGCAUUGCUCUCUUCCGCUGCGCCAGCAACAGCCGUCUGCUGCAGCCAGCAGCAGUGAUCGGCGCGCCCCACACCACGGCCCCGCCUGACGCGCACGCACCGGCCGCGUCAGGCCAUUCUCUGGACAUCGCCAAGGGCGUCUCCUCCCUCCUGCACGGGUCCUCGCACACUGCCAGCGCUGCCAGCGCAGGCACGCACGCGGCGGGCGACGGCGUUUAUGGGCAGCGGCACCGUGCGUUCAUCCUGCACGGCAGCACCGGGCAGGUGUCGGAGAUUGUGCCCACCGUGCCACUCACGGGCAGCCACACAUCCCCAUUGGAGGCGGGCAGUCGGCCGGGGGGUGCGCUGACGGAGAGUGACAUCUUCCAGCGCCUGUGCGACCUGCUCAAGCUCAAGCGCAACUCGCGCGCCGCCGCCAUCGCCGCCUUCACCCACCUGCAGCACAAGGCUGCCGCCGCCGCCGCUGUCAGUGGCACGAAGAAAGGGGCGAAGAAGAAACGAGGGAAGAAGGGCGGACUGAGUGAGGUGAGCGAGGAGGAGGAGGACGAGGAGGAGGAAGGGGAGGAGGGGAGGAGGGAGGUGAAGACCAUGGCGAGGUGGAGGAGUAAGGCGAGUCUGGAAGGGGAUGAUGCAGAGGAGGGAGAGGGGGAGGAGAGGAGGGAGACAGGGACGGGUAGAAAGAGCGAGGGGAAGAGUAGCCGGUUAAAGGAGAAAAAGACCGAGGAUGGGGAGGACGAGGUCGAGGACGAGGAAGGGGAGGAAGGGGAAGAGGAGGAGGAUGGUGAGGAGGCAGACGAGGAGGACGAAGAGCUCCAGGGGCGGUUGUCUCUGCGCAUGCGCAGCUCGUUUGGGUGGGAGGGCAAGAAGGACGCGGAUGACGAGGAGGAGCAGUUGCUGCUGCUGAAGCUCAGCGCCGCGCUCACGUCCCCCGUGCGCAAGCUGCAGGUGCUGGACCUGCUCAUCGCUACGCGCCCCGCGCUGCCGGAGAAGUGCCACCUGGCGGUGAUGGAGGACGUGCUGGCGUGCGUGGAGGAGUGCGUCGCCUACAACCGCCACGUCAUUGCCACUGAGAGGCAGCAAGCACUCAGGCUCCAGCAGCAGGCGGCGCAGCAGGGGGGGGAGGGGGUGGGGGCAGCAGGGGCGGAGGGCGGGCUGGGGAGAGCGGCGCUGGAGGGUGCAUCGAGCCUGCUGUCUGGGGGGCUGGCCAUGUGGAACCGGCUGGGGCAGCGUGGCGAGGCGGGCAGCACGGCUGGGGUUGAGGGCGUGGCGCUGGAGAGGGAGAGGGAGAGAGAGAGGGAGAGAGAGAGGCUGAGGGAGAGGGAGAGGGACUGGGAGAGGGAUAGAGAGAGGGUCAGGGACAGAGAUAGGGAUAGGGAGAGGGACAGAGAGGGGGAUAGGGACAGAGAUCGGGACAGGGAGAGGGAUAGAGAGAGGGACAGGGAUAGGGAAAGAUUCAGAGACAGGGAGAGAGACAGAGACAGAGAAAGAGACAGGGAUAGAGACAGGGACAGAGAUAGGGAUAGGGAUGGCUACAGGAAUAGGGAUAGAGAUAGGUUUAGGGAUCGGGAAAGGGACAGGGAGAGAGACAGAGACAGGGGCAGCGUGAGGGAAAGGGAGGGGGAUUACGAGAGGGGUACGAGAAGGGGUGAGGGGCGUCGGGAGGUUGAGCGUGGGGGCAGGGAGGGUUCCCCAGGGCGCGGCAGGGAGGAGGCAGCAGCAGCGGGGGUGCUGGCGGGGGUGGGGGCGGGCGGCAGGAAGAUCCGGCGUGUGGACGAGAAGCUGCUGCAGUACCUGGAGCAGCGGUGCGGGCUGCUGCGCUGGCAGCGCCUGCUGCUCAAGGUGUUCAUCAAGCUCAAGCGCGACCCCGACGCCCCCGACCAGGACGACGCGGGCAAGGGGGGCAAGGGAGGGGGGCGCGAGGGCGAGGGGUCGGACAUGGAGGCAGAGCCGGAGAGGGCAGGGGGCAUGGGGUGGGAGCGGCGGUGGCGGCGGUGGCGGCAGGCGAAGGGCAAGGCGGGCAAGGUGAGUGAGGCGGAGGAGGCGGCACUGCUGGCGGAGUCGGAGGAGCGCAAGGCGCGGUACCAGGCGCUGGUGGCGGACCUGGGCGCGUGGAUCUCCCUGUGCGAGUCGGAGAGCGAAUGCAACUACCUGUGGAUGGAGAGCAAGGGCAAGGGGGGUGCGGGAGCAGCGGGGGGCAAAGGGGCAGGCGACGACACAGUGAACGCGCCCCCGGCGAGCGGUGCGGAUGAGGGGGAUGAGGCGGGUGAGAGCCCGCCCCCCCCCAUGACGUCCACUGACUUCCUGCGCGCUUUCGCCUUCGACCCCUCCUGGGACCCCCGCGACACCAGGGAGGCCCGCCAGAGGGCAGGCAGCAGCAAGGGGCGUGAGGCGGGCGUGGCGCAGGGGGAGAAGCAGCGCAGCAAGAAGGGCGACCUGUUCGGGUGGGGCAGCGACGGCGCGACGGGCGACGACCAGGGCUUUGGCAUGUGGCUGGCGCGGGGCAGCGAGCCCGGGGACGUGCGCGCGCUGGCGCAGUUCGUGAUGGGCGGCAUCCUGCAGGGCGAGGCGGGCAUCCGGCGGCUGUUUGAGAUCAUGGACGUGGUGCGGCUGUCGUGGGAGGACUGGCAGUGCCUGUUCUUGCUGUGGUUCCGCAGUGUGAAGGUGGACGAGCUGCUGGCGGUGGACCUGGACAUGCUCAUGGACGUGCUGCACCGCAUCAGCGCCCGCAUGCCCCACCUCGAGGCCCGCCUCGCCCUGCCAGGCGGCUGGCACUUCACCCCCGCUGCCACCGCUGCCGCCGCCGUGCACGGCCGCCCUGCUGUUGCUGCAGGGACAGAUGGAGGGGCGGGUGCUGGAGGGCGUGCGGGGGGAGGGGGGAGUGCAGGGCAGCAGGUGCAGGUGGCGGUGCAGGGCGGGGAGGGUGCGGCAGGGGAGGGGAUGGGGGGCAAGGCGGAGUCGAAGGAGAAGCUGGAGAAGGCGCCUCCGGGCGGGCGGUACCCGCUGUUCCACGUGUGGUGCCACGACACGGGCGCGGUGGCCAAGGGGCUGUUCCUGGCGCGGCUGUGCGCGCAGGUGUGCAAGGAGGACCUGCAGCAGCUGGCUGCUGCACUCAUGAAGGGGCAGAUGGGCACCCGCAAGAGGCGGCCCAGGCGGCGCAAGGGCGAGGACGAGGGCGAGGGGGGCGACGACGAGGGCGCAGAGCUGGACGACCAGUGGCUGCAGCUGGCCCGGGAGGAGACGUGGAUCGAGCGUGGCCUGGAGCAGUGGCUAGCGCUGGCGAACCGAGUGGACGACGCGUGGAUCCUGGGGCGCUCCCUGGCGCACAUCUGCAAGCUCUCCACGGCGCGCGGCUACCCCCUCACGCGCCCGCGCGUGCCGGCAGCAGCGGAGGUGGGGUCGUUCGCGGUGGCGCAGUGGGUGGCGAAGCUGCAGCUGCUGAUCUCGCCGUCCGCCAUCGUGGUGCAGCACCUGCACCGCUCGCUGCUCAAGAUCGGGCGCCCCUCGUCCGCGCGGCAGCUGGGCAUCCGCCUGCUGGAGGAGGGCAAGAAGAUGGAGGCCGGCCAGGGCGGCAGAGAGGCCCGCCGUGGCCGCCGCAGGCGCGAGGGGCGGUGGGGGGAUUGUGAGGGGGUGUGGGGAGGAGGACGCGUCGUCGGUGGUGGACGGCAACAGUCCCGCCAGCCCCAGGGGCUCCACCAGCGGCAGUGGCAGCGACUGGCGCCACGGCGGGUCCGAGAGCGGUGGCCGCCCAGGGGGAGGGGAGGGCGAGGUGGGGGAGCGGGGGAGAGGGAAGGAGGUGGUGGUGGCGGCAACAGUGGGCCUCUGGGGCGGCGGGCGGGGAAGAAGCCAGUGCACAAGGGCAGCAGCAUGCUGCGCGCGCGCAAGCUGCUGCUGGCGGGCGAGUCCAUGGCGGCGUCCAGCGUGGACGAUCUGGACGACCCCGACGCGCCCGACGACGACGACGCCAGCACCGGCAUGCGCCACCGCAUCAUGGGGCGUGUGGGCAAGCGAAGCAAGCCCAAGGCAGGUGGCGGGGGGGGGUACGGCGGCGAGGCAGAGGAGUGGGCGGAGGGCGGGGGGGAGUACGCGGAGUCGUGGAAUGGGGAGGUGGAGGUGGAGGAGGAGGCAGUGGCGGACCCGAUUGACGAGGUGGUGGAGCGUGAGGAGGUGGAGGAGGCGGUGGAGCUGCUCAAGGAGAUGCUCGUGCGCUUCCCCGACGCCACGCACACCGACAUCCUCGGCGCACACCGCUCCAUGGAGCUCUGCCGCCAGUGGGGCCACGCCGUGGGGCUCAGCGACCCCCUCGCCGCCCCCGCUGCAGCGCCUGGUGGUGCUGGCGACAUGCCCAUGGGGCCGUCGUGCGGGCCGCCCCCGACGGUGCGCGGGUACGAUGCGGACGCCAACGACCUGCUGUUCUUCACGCACGAACACGUGUCCACGCUGUCCACCGUGGCACUCAAGGGUGGCAUGGUGUGCCGCAUCUGGAACACGCUUGCUGGCAGCCGCGCUGCAGCGGGCGUGUCGCUCAUGCAGACGCUGGCCAGGGCCCCGUCCGAUGAGGAGUGCGAAAGGGCCAGCGGUCUGGGGUGCACAACGACAGCGGAGGCAGCAGGGUCGCUGGGGGCGUACGAGGCGCUGCUGGUGCUGCUGUUCGACUGCACACUGCUGUCGGAGGCAGGCGACGAUUCGGACCGCGCCACGCAGGAACACGAGGUCUUCCUCUGCAACAUCGACGACACGUGUCGCGACGCCAUUCGCGAGUUCCGGCGCAACACGCCAAGCAGCGAGCGCGUGCACGAGUACAUGCUGCUCAUGCGCACCGUGGGCGUCGCCAUGGCGCUCAACGUCGACUACGUGCCCCUCGCCGCCAUGUUCCGCUCCGGCCUCCUCGCCUCAUUCCCCAACCUCAUUGCACCGUCCUUGCCCGACACGGAUGACGGGCUGGACGAGACGAAGCGGGCGGAGAUCCGCCUGCAGUUCCUGCUGGCCGUCAUCCUCGCGCAGCUCAGGCACGGCCCCGUCACGCGCCCCGACCACUUCCUCGCCUCCACGUCGCGCACGGGCAGUGGCACGCGGCUGCGCGUGUUUGAGGCGCGCUACAAGGGGUCGUCAGCGUUCAUGCUGGCGGGCGACCUGGGCGUGCCGCACGAGGAGCUCAAGCGCCGCCAGGUGGCGCUCAAGUACCUCAAACAGUGAUGGGACACGCAUUCUGCAACACGUGCAACCAAGUCACUAUUUUGGGGUUUUUGUUGGUUUAUUAACGUUAUUGGCAGGUGACAGUUGCCGUUGAAAGUUGGUCUGAACCUGGGGAUGUACCCACGAGAUUCUCCCCAGAGUGCAUGAAUGUGGGCCUCCGUUGCAGUCUUGCUGUGCUAGAGCAGCAACAGUAGUGCUGAAAAACACUAGAACCAGUGUGCUUGCAAGC